AUGCCUCUCUUCUACUCCUAUAAUCAAUCCCUCUUUGUUCCCUCCUCCUCCUUCCUCAUCUUCUUCUCCUCCGCCUCCUCUUCUUUCCUAUCAUCACACCUGCCUCUCUUCUACUCCUAUAAUCAAUCCUUCCUUGUUCCCAUCUCCUCCUUCUUCAUCUUCUUCUUCUCCUGCUUCCGCCUCCUCUUCUUUCCUAUUCUUCUUUCCUAUUCUCACACCUAUCUCUCUUCUUCUCCUAUAAUCAAUACUUCCCCCCUCCUCCUUUUUAUUCAUCUUCUUUUUCUCCCCCUUCUUCCGCUUCUUCUUUUUUCCUAUCUUCACACAUCCCACUCUCCUACUUCUAUAAUCAAUCCUUCCUACCAUGUUUCCUUUUACUUUUUCAUCUCCUUCCAUCUCAUUUCCCUCCAACUAUUUCUGUAUUUUUCUUUAAUUAUCCUCCUCCUUCUUUCUCAUUGUCCUUGUUCAACGUCUUCCUCAAUUUUUCGUCCAUUUUCAUCUUACUCUUUCUCCUACUUCUUCUUACUUUUUGACGUCCAUUUUUUUUCUGCUUCUUGUCCUCGAGAAUGCCUAUUUUGGUCUAUCUAUCUAUCUAUCUAUCUAUCUAUCUAUCUAUCUAUCUAUCUAUCUAUCUAUCUCUCUCUCUUUAUAUAUAUAUAUAUAUAUAUAUAUUUCGGUCGCCGAGACACGAAAAUAACGCCGACUGUUGAAUGGUGCGUCUUUGAUUAUCUUUUGUGA
Molecule: messenger RNA, 735 nt
Organism: Acanthosepion pharaonis
Lineage: Eukaryota; Metazoa; Mollusca; Cephalopoda; Sepiida; Sepiidae
Source: the annotation of a GenBank genome assembly